Messenger RNA from Pieris napi, 2402 nucleotides. Its product is annotated as cytochrome P450 CYP12A2-like. Bases 770 to 2299 code for a protein of 509 amino acids. The record is from RefSeq and is a predicted model, not a curated record. Gene Ontology annotation, cellular component: mitochondrial inner membrane. Gene Ontology annotation, biological process: cellular response to peptide hormone stimulus; cholesterol metabolic process; cortisol metabolic process. NCBI's taxonomy places the organism in Eukaryota, Metazoa, Arthropoda, Insecta, Lepidoptera, Pieridae. Gene Ontology annotation, molecular function: heme binding; oxidoreductase activity, acting on paired donors, with incorporation or reduction of molecular oxygen; iron ion binding. The transcript has 10 exons.
AAUUAAAUCGAGUCUUGAUUUAAUCGUACCUAUUAUUCUAAAGGUAUUCAAUAUUAUAGGUCUACAAUAUCAAUGUAUAAUAGUUUUUUUAAGUCCUUGACUUUAAUGUCCUAAGACCCUGGAGACGAGGUUUAUCCAUCACGGCUGGCCAGCGUCACGUGUGAUCCUUCUCCAAGUAUUGCCGGUUGUCACCUUAUCUGCAACCUUAACUUAAAUGCCAGAAUGUUAUACUAGCUCAUCGGCAGGUAAUUUUGAAAAUACGUCUUGACCUCAAGAAUUGCAAGUAGUUUGUACGCAAUAUAUUGCAAUAAGAUAAACAGAAAUGAUAGGUUUAUUGCCUAUGUUUUUAAUAACAAAAGAAAUUUUUUUUACUAAUUUAUAUUUCCAUGAUCUCAUUCCUAUUAGACAUCUGUGUGCCUUUUUUGGCAAAGGCCUCAAUAAUAUAGUUUCGGCAAAUGCUUAUAUGUAUUUAUAUAUAUUAGUAUAUAGUAUAGUUUAACAUAUGUACAAUAUUAUAUGUUUAUAGCCUAAAUGCGAUUAUCACCCUUUUAAUUUACGAUUAUGACUCAUGUCUCAAUUAUUAUUAUUUUUAUUUUUUAUGAUACAGCAUACAAAAAUAAUUAAUAAUCACACCACAUACAAAAUGUGUUUCAGCUAAAUAAUUGACUCAUGUUAAAUAUUCAGACUGAAAAUAAAUUGGCCUCGGAUUUUUAUCAUUUACGAAGAAAAUUUUAUGUGAGAGGUCGUGCAGUAGACUAAAAAAGAUAAAAUGCUAUCUCUGCGAAAAGGGAUAGAUACAAUAUACCUUUUAAAUGCUAGAAACACAAGGUUGUUAGGUGUGAGCUCGACUCUCGUCGAGAAAAGAGAGUAUAUCAAAACAUGGCAAGAAAUACCAGGACCAUCUUCAUUACCUAUUAUAGGACAACUGCAUCACUUUCUACCUGGUGGUUCCUUGUAUAACGUGAAACAUGCUUUAUACGAUACACUGUACAAAAAGUACGGUCAAAUAGUGAAAAUGAGGAUAUUAGGUGUGCCAUUCCUUAUAAUAUACUUAUUCGAUGCUGGUGCUAUAGAAAAGAUUCUACGUGAGGAAGAUAUUCUUCCUGACCGACCAGCUUUUCAAUCUCUACAAUAUUAUAGAAAGAAUUACCAUAAAAGUGAACACCGCAAUUUUGAAUCUGAGUCUACUGGCCUUAUAACAGAACAUGGGCAGAAUUGGAAGAGUUUAAGAUCUAAAGUCAAUCCAAUAAUGCUGCAACCCAAGGGUGUAAAAAUUUAUAGCAAACCAUUAUAUAAAGUAGCGGAAGAUAUGGUUGGAAGAAUACAAUUUCUACUUGAUGAAAAGCAUAUGGUCAAUAAUGUAAGGCAUGAAAUUACGAUGUGGUCAUUAGAAUCGGUGGCGAUAGUUUCUCUGGGACAACGGUUGAACCUUUUCGACCCAAACUUACCGGAGGAUUCCCCAGCACGGAAACUCACAAAGAAUAUACAUGACGUUUUUUAUUUGGCGCAAAACUUGGACUUGAAACCUAGUCUGUGGAGAUACAUCUCUACGCCGCUGUUUAAAAAGGCAAUGACGACUUAUGCCGAGCAAUGGAAACUCAGCAGAUAUUUUGUGCAACAAAGCAUGGAAAAACUAAAAAAGGAAAAAAAUAGACCCGAUGACGAAAAAAGUAUUCUUGAGAAACUGGUGAACAUUGAUGAACGAACUGCCAUUCUUAUGGCUGGUGACUCUCUAUUUGCUGGUGUAGAUACGGCAUCUAACGUAGUGAUCUCAAUAUUGUACUUCUUAGCUAGAAAUCCAGAUAAACAGAAAAAGCUAAGAGAGGAAAUUUUAUCGGAAGACCCAAAACAAAAUUACCUAAAAGCUUGCAUAAAGGAAACCUUAAGAAUUAUACCAGUAGUACCAGCGAAUAUAAGAAAAGUUUCGAAAGAUUAUGAUAUACUUGGAUACAGAAUACCGAAAGAUAGCUUUGUCAUAUUAAACCACGAAGUUCUCGGUAAGACUGAGCAACAUUUCCCUAGACCGAACGAGUUCCUUCCAGAAAGAUGGAUUGUUGAUAAGACGGACCCCCUAUAUUAUGGAAAUGCUCAUCCAUUUGUAUACAAUCCAUUUGGUUAUGGAUCAAGAAGUUGUAUUGGGAGGAGAAUAGCCCAGUUACAACUCGAGUCAUUUACAUCAGAAAUGAUAAAAAACUUCGAAGUGUCCUGGGAUGGUCCUCCAGCCGAAGUAGAUAUUGCCAUAAGUAUACACAUUAAAGGGGACUUGCCAUUUGUUUUCAAAAAUGCGUACAAGAAUUAAAUUUUUUCUCUGAACAACAGUUUUUUUUUUUAGGUUAUCACCAUGAACUUCAAUUUCUUAACAUUUUGGCUCAAAUAAAAGCCUUAAAACUAAUCGAAGCUGA